This is a messenger RNA of Beauveria bassiana ARSEF 2860, 2013 nucleotides long. RefSeq names its product ubiquitin family protein. Lineage: Eukaryota; Fungi; Ascomycota; Sordariomycetes; Hypocreales; Cordycipitaceae. The record is from RefSeq and is a predicted model, not a curated record. Gene Ontology annotation, biological process: endoplasmic reticulum unfolded protein response. The transcript has a single exon. Bases 1 to 2013 code for a protein of 670 amino acids.
AUGGCCUCGCAAUCUGCCAGAAGUGAUGUCGUUCCUGAGCAAACGAACAUCAACCUUCAAAUCGUCUCGCCAUCUGUUGGGGUAAAUCGCCCGCUACAGUUUCCGGCUACACCGGCGUCGACAACAAUCAAGGCGCUAAAGGGCCUGAUCCGCGAUGCCCUUCCUCUGCAUCCAGCCGACUCUAACCAGCGUCUCAUUUAUCGCGGCAAGGCUCUUCUACGUGAAGAUGCGACCCUGCUCGAUAUUCUGGGUGCUGAAGCCGUACGCACGACCGACCUGCAUACUAUGCAUCUAGUCCUUCGAGAUUCCGAAAUACCCCCGGCCCCAAAUCCGCUCCCGACCAUCUCCAACAACGCCUCGACUGGCAACCAGCUCCCGCGACCAGCAGCGCGUUUCUCCAGUCACCUUGGACACGGCUUGGGUGGGGUCCCGACACCCGCUGGUGCCCCGGAGGCUGCCCAACCCGGCCAGCCACAAGUGCAGCCAAGAAUGCCCUCGCCAGCGCCAAUCGGUCAGCAGCUUCCGCCGCCGGCCGCGGCUGCUUUCCAGCAGCAGCACCAACAACUCACGAGCUGGCUCAACCAGGUACAGCGGGAAGCCAUGAGCCGAGUCGUCAACCAAAACCAGAGAGGAAGAGCGCAGGUAGGCAUGCGCGGGAUCGCGGAUCCUGCGCAAGAUUCAAGCAGCCGCCGGGGCAGCCCGGCACCUACACAUACCAUAUACCGCGAAACACAUGGUCCAAAUGGCCGAACGUACCAGAUAGAGUCCGUGAUUCGUAAUUCGGCAACAACUGGCAGCCAAACCGCAGCGUACAGCGUCGCAGACAUUCAAAACAUGGUACGCAAUGCAGACUCUGGCCGAAGCUCGUCUGCCACAGGGGCGUCUAUGCGGCGCACAGCAUCUGCAGCCUCUUUGCCGCCGAGAUCUGCCCCCAGUCUUCUCAAUCUGGCAUCGGCGCCCCAGCAAGGGUCACAGACUCGACCAGGCCUCGAACUGUACCUUCUAUCUUCCCCCGAAGGUCCCCGUGCCGUCCUCAUCAACAACACCACCAUGGAACACUUCUAUACGCCGAGGAACAGCACUCCAGCACCCCUUAUCACUACGUCUCGCUCGCAAUUAACCGUCCGAGAAUGGCUUUCAACGCCACCCGACGCUCCAGGCUAUGAGGAUUCCUUUGCCGACUUUGUCGGCGAGCCGCACGAGCCUUACCGGGAACUGCCUAGGCGCCGAGCCUUUGAUCGAGCCAAUGUGCUCCAUGACCAAGCUCAAGCGCAGGCGUCCCCUCUCGCUAUACCACGGGAAGGUAGAAGGAAUCAACCCGAGGUCCAGCCUGCUCUCCAACCUCUGCAUGGGGCCAAUCCCAUGGCUGGGCUUGGCCAGGUGGCUCUGCGCCUUGCUCCCCAUAUCUGGAAUAUUGCGAGGCUUGGCUUCUUUGUCUGGCUGUUUGUUGGACCAAACUCGAGCUGGACUAGAUGGUUUGUCGUCAUUUCGGCAGCAGUUGUGACCUUUGUGGUGGGCACUGGUGCCUUGAACGGCAUGAGCGAACAUCUUUGGCGGCCUAUGAUGCGUCACCUUGAAAAUCUCUUCCCAACUCUUGACAGGCCUAAUCAACGGCAGCCAGUCCCUGUAGCACAGCCCGGGAUGGAACCAAAUCCCGCCGGUAUGGCUGCGAGACUCGUCGCAGAUCACAAUGGUAGACAGCCGUGGCUUUCCGAACAACUCCGCCGAAUAGAGAGGGCAGGACUAUUGUUCCUGGCCAGCAUUGCCCCGGGGGUGGCAGAGCGACACAUUGCCAACCUAGAAGAGUUGGCUCGACAAGAAGCGGUACGCAGGCGAGAAGCAGAAGCAGCAGCGACCGCUGUUGCUCGAGACGCGGAAAGACAAGCAACCGAGAAUGGACGAAACAAUCACGGAGCUGUCGUGGCAGAGUCUUCCCGACAGGGAGCAUCUGAUGCGGCUCUCGAGAACAACGGUGAACAAGUUCCUGCAAGGGAUCCGCUUGUGGCCUUGUAA